This is a messenger RNA of Moneuplotes crassus, 1072 nucleotides long. The record is from the annotation of a GenBank genome assembly. NCBI's taxonomy places the organism in Eukaryota, Ciliophora, Spirotrichea, Euplotida, Euplotidae.
AUGUUCAUCCUAAUAAAUGAUAGCAAGCAAGGCUGUCUCAAAGUAUUUGGGGUGUUUGACGGACAUGGUCCAUUUGGACACAAAGUUUCUAAAUAUGUUCAAACUAAAUUCCUUACUGAGUAUAUUAUUCAAAAUGAUUAUCUGAAGCCUGAGAUGAUCAACACUCCUGAAAGAUUCGAAGAUAUUAAGAGAGAGCUCAUCAAUAUCUUUUUGGAUAUCCAGGAUGAACUGGAAGCCAAAUAACUUCCCUGAAGGAUUUGAAGAUGAUGAGUCUAUUUCUGGAACACAAAAUGAUAACGAUAUGAUAAGGAAGAUAUCAGAAGAAUCUGAAGAGGAAAAAGUUCCCAAAGAACACCAUGUAAACUUUAAAGAGUCAUCAUCGAUGAAGAGUGACAAGAGCUCAGACAAGGAUAUCAGAACAGGCAAUUUCAUUAAAGAUUCAAAUCUUUUCCAUCAUGAAGAGAAUCCCUUCCAGCAUGGAGAUUUGUCUCUGAGUGGAUCCACUUGAACACUGGCUUUUCAUAUCAACAGAAGAAUCAUCAUGGCCUAUGUUGGAGAUUCAUAUGCUUGUGUUGGAUGUAGAGGCAAGAGAUUUAAGAGUGGUGGAACAGCAAAUAUUGGCCAACAGAAAGGCAAGAAAGCUAUCUUGCUGAUGCCUCCAGAAAUGGAUCAUACUCCAAAGAACAUGGAAGAGAAAAUCAGGAUUUAUAAUUCUUCAGGAGAGGUAAGAGAGUCUGCUGUUGAUAAAAAGAGGAGGAUCUAUGUGAGAGCUAGAAUGUACCCUGGACUAAGUAUCAGUAGAUCUCUGGGGGAUGCCCUUGCUCAUGAAAUAGGGGUAGUCAGCACUCCUGAUAUCAUAGAGUACAAUACAGGAAGCGAUUUGUUCCUGGUUCAUGGUUCUGGAGGUCUCUGGGAUUUAUUGAGCGCAGAAGAAGUAGCUGAACUGGCCACUAGCUACCAGGAAAAUGGAUCUGUUGAUCCAAUCUGGACUAAAGUGAAAGACAGUUGACUAAAUGAUGGUGGAACAAUUGAUGAUGUUUCAUUAAUAGUAUCAUAUUUUAAUAGAAGCUAA